AUGUGCGGAAUUACGGCUACCAUCAAGCUUAGGAGGAGCGUUCCUGGCACAGAAGUGAACGGAACCAAUGGCGCCAAUCACGGCAUUGGAUUGAACGGAGAGGCUCUCAAUGGGCAGCGUCAAGAUACUGGACUACGCGACCAGUUGGAAGAAAGCCUCCAAACCAUCGCCCACCGCGGUCCAGAUGCAUCUGGUGUUUGGAUUAGUAAAGAUGGGUGCAUCGGCCUGGGUCAUCGCCGUUUGGCCAUCAAUGAUCUUUCGCCAGAUGGAGUACAACCUCUACACAGCGAUGAUGGCAAGAUUCACGCAGUGGUCAAUGGUGAAAUCUACGACCAUGACGCCCUCAGGGAACAAUGUAUUCGAGACCACGGUUACCAUUUCAAGGGCCACAGUGACAGUGAGGUAUUAGUUGCCCUGUACAAGGUUCAUGGAGCUCCAGGCUUCUUUAAGUACCUUCGUGGAGAGUUUUCUUUCGUUAUUUACGAUGAAAGAGACGGAAGGGUUAUUGUUGCACGGGAUCGGUUUGGCAUCAAGCCCAUGUUCUGGACCAUUCACGGCGAAGGCACUGAGAAACGGCUGCUAUUAACCUCAGAAAUGAAAGGUUUCCUACCGCUUGGCUGGAAGCCCGAGUGGAAUGUUUACGGACUUAUCAACGGAUCUUCGCUUAUGGCCGAAAAUACUGUCUUCAAGGAUGUUUGGAAAAUAAACCCCGGUGCGUGGAUGGAAAUAUCACCAACUGGCGAAAUAGAGCAUCGCCAGUACUGGGAUCCAAACUUCAAAGACAAGCGAGAUGUAGAGACGCGUAGUCUUGACGAAAUUGUCCUCGGAGUACGAGAGCGCCUUGUAGAAGCGAUUAAAAUCCGGCUCCGGGCUGAUGUACCAGUGGGCAUCUAUCUAUCCGGAGGCAUCGAUUCAUCAAUCGUUGCAGGUGUCGUAACGAAGCUAGUUCGUGAGCAAGGUGUUAUGCUGGGAAAUCAGGAUGCUACUAAACGCAUUGCCUGCUUCACAAUCCAAUUCCCCGAAACAUCUGGCUUCAACGAGGCCGAUAUUGCUGAGCGGUCAGCUGACUGGUUGGGUGUCCAGAUUCUCAAGAAGGACAUGAAUGAAACCGAACUGGCUAACAACUUUGCUGAUGCGGUAUUUCAUAACGAGCAACACCAUUUCGACCUCAACAGCGUUGGGAAAUUCUGCUUGUCAACCUUGCCCAGGCAGCAUGGAGUACCUGUCGUGCUCACAGGAGAAGGUGCAGACGAGCACUUUGCAGGAUAUCCCUUCCUUCUGCCAGAUUUCCUCCUGGAACCCGACUACGCGUGGCCAGCAUCUUCCUUGGCGAAGGAUAAUGCUGUACGUGAAGGCAUGUACAAGGAGAUGACGGAAGAUAUCAAAAACAUGUUCAACAGGAUUGGCAUGUUUGACCAUGGCUGGGACGACAAUGAUAAGUCUACAUUGGGGGUCGGGAACAACACGUUGAGGUGGCAAGCCAAUGAAGAUUUGUUUGCGCCUUGGGUCCAAGACAAAUGCAAAGGCUUUGAUAUGAGAACCAUCGUUGCCGAUUCGAUACCCCUCGAGGUUCGCAAGAAGAUGGAGGAGAAAUGGCAUUCAUUGCAUUCCAGUCUUUACAUUUACACGAAGUCGCCUCUCGCCAACAUGAUUCUUACUUGCCUGGGCGAUCGUACCGAAAUGGCACACAGCGUUGAAGCUCGAACACCUUUCUUGGAUCAUCAUCUGGUCGAGUACGUUAACGAACUGCCACCAAGCUUGAAGAUUGCAUAUAGCCAGGCAGAUGGGGAAGCGAUCGGGACCGGUGCAAGCUUGUGGUGGAAGAACUUGAGUGCAGCGCGCCAGUCGCUGAGCGAAAAGUGGAUUUUGAAAGAAGCUGGCAAGCCUUUCAUUACACAAGAAUUAUAUGAGCGACGCAAGCACCCCUACUCGGCUCCAGUGAAGUGGCCUCGUGAUGGCCCUAUAAACAAGCUUAUGGAGAGACUGAUUACCAAAGAAAAUAUUGAGAAUUUGGGAUUCAUAGAAUGGAAUGAUGCUCGAGACUGGCUUUGGAAUGCUUUCGGCGAUGAAGCUGACGCGAGAGCUUUCAGGAGGCUGCUGAUGAUAGGAUCGUGGGUAGUCUUGAGCCAAAGAUUCGGAGUCAAAAAGGCAACCAGGGAGUAG
Molecule: messenger RNA, 2163 nt
Organism: Colletotrichum truncatum
Lineage: Eukaryota; Fungi; Ascomycota; Sordariomycetes; Glomerellales; Glomerellaceae
Product: asparagine synthase
Molecular function (GO): asparagine synthase (glutamine-hydrolyzing) activity
Source: RefSeq, a predicted model, not a curated record